GACGUUGACCAUUUCUUCUAAAAAAUAACUUUUAAUAUAUUGAAUCCCAAACAUGUGAUAACGGAAAAAUUAUUUAAUAUCUGAAUGUUAAACUAUAGUCAAUUAUUGGUCCUAAACGAUGGCCAAAACGGCUUAUUUGGGACUUAAAAUUGUCAUCCUUUGUCUACUAUGGUAUAUUACAUCGGCUGCCAAUAAUGUUAUCGGAAAAUUAGUGCUACAAUCAUUCGCAUAUCCAACGACAAUUACUUUGUUUCAAUUUUUAUCGAUCACCAUAUAUUCCAUACCAGCAUUACGUUGUAUUCCCGGUGCCAAAAGAAAACCAAUAAUAACAUGGACUUAUUAUUUUAAAUUGAUUAUACCAUUAUCUUUUGGUAAAUUUUUUGCAUCACUUACCUCUCAUAUAAGUCUUUGGGCCGUUCCAGUAUCAUACGCUCAUACCGUGAAAGCAUCAAUGCCGUUGUUUGUUGUUGUACUUUCUCGUGUUAUAUUGGGCGAAAAGCAAACUACCAAAGUGUACAUCUCUUUGAUACCAAUUAUAUUGGGAGUAUUUAUUGCAUCGAUUACAGAAUUAGAAUUCAACAUAAUUGGACUUGUUGCCGCUUUGUUUUCAAUAUUUAUUUUUUCAUUACAGAAUAUCUAUUCAAAAAAGGUACUGAAAGAAACGCCCAUCCAUCAUUUACGUUUACUUUAUAUACUGGCCAAACAUGCAUUAAUUAUGUUCAUACCGUUUUGGGUUUAUCAAGAUUUACCAAGUAUUAUUUAUGGUGAAAAAAAUUCCACUAUUGAUGGCUGGGCCAUUGGUAGUCUAUUAUUCAUGGAUGGUCUUUGUAACUUUCUACAGAAUGUGAUUGCUUUUACAAUGUUAUCGUUGGUCACACCAUUGACAUAUUCUGUUUGUAAUGCAUCAAAAAGAAUAGCUGUUAUAUCUUGUUCGAUUUUGUUGCUCAAAAAUCCCGUUACAAUGACCAAUAUUUUUGGAAUGUCUUUAGCAAUUUUUGGUGUUUUCUACUAUAACAAGGCUAAACUUGAUGCUCGAAACGAACCAAUCUUGCCCACUACAUCAAAUCCAAAAGAGGCAAUAAACAAUUUUCAAACGACAAUCAAAAAAAAAUCCAGCGAUACAAAUUUAUUAUUACGUUAUAUUGACACGAAUGAACAGGAACGAUACUUUACAAAACCAAUUGUGACGGCAAUAAAUCCUCAUCCUCAUCAUCAUUACAAUCAAUCAAGUCAAUCGUCAAAUUAUUAUAAUGGUAACUUGUCAAACAAUCAUUAUCAUCAUCGAAAUGUGUCACAUAAUCAUGUUGAUAAUGUUGAUGGUGAUCAUCGACGAAUAGAUAUGAUGCAUAUUUAGAACGAAAAAAAAAAUCAUUUUUAUUCAUGAAA
Molecule: messenger RNA, 1386 nt
Organism: Dermatophagoides farinae (American house dust mite)
Lineage: Eukaryota; Metazoa; Arthropoda; Arachnida; Sarcoptiformes; Pyroglyphidae
Product: solute carrier family 35 member E1 homolog
Source: RefSeq, a predicted model, not a curated record